Molecule: messenger RNA, 888 nt
Organism: Trypanosoma theileri
Lineage: Eukaryota; Euglenozoa; Kinetoplastea; Trypanosomatida; Trypanosomatidae
Exons: 1
Coding region: 1-888 (295 amino acids)
Source: RefSeq, a predicted model, not a curated record
AUGCGUCGUUUAUACCUAGAGGUUGGUGCCUCCGUGCAAGCUGCAUUGCUUUUUCGUGGGCAUCGCUGGUGCUCAAAAACAAAAACAACAACGACAACAACAUCAUCAUCAUUAGGAGUAAAUGCAGAAGAAAAUGAUAGAAGUGAGAAGACAACUGGUACUGGUACUGGUACUGCCUCAUCAACAAAGUCAUCUACUACUGAUGUUUAUACUGUAAUGGAAAAGGCUUCAGCAGCUCGUGGGGAAAUACAUGAGUUGUGGUUGUCAACUGAAGCUACAUCCGAUAUUGAGCAGCGUGCGCAGCGUGUGGCUGAAUUAAUUGAAAAGUACAAAUUAGAUCCAUCCACACCUCGUGAAGAAGAUGUGAGCCGAGGACUAGGUGAUGCAUUUGAUCGACUAUUGUUAUUAUGUGUUCCAUUAGGCAAAGAUUCUGCAAAGAGCACUGAACAUUUGGAACGUCUUAUGCAUCUUGCUGGACGUAAUGGUAGGGAAUUAUCAGUGCGCACCAUUCAACAUCUUUUCGCUCGAACAGAUUCAUUCACAGAAGCUCUUGCUGUUUUUUAUGCGAUGCGACGAUGCCAUGUAGCGAUGAACAUGGAAGCCUAUUACGCCAUGCUCUAUUCUCUACAGAGACUUGAGGAAGAGGGAUGGGCACAACGUUUUAGUGAGGAGUAUAAGGAAGAGGGAAAACUAUCUGAACAGGCGAUGGAUUUUGUGGUGAAGGGCAUUAACAACGCUCUAUUACCGGAGAAUAAACCUUGGCUUGGUCGAGUCAUGUUUGGCGACAGAGAUGUACCGGCGCAGCGGCGUGAUGGACGAGACUUUGAUGAAUUAAGUGCCACAUGGACACAACGAUAUAAAGAGGGUUCUUCUAUCCCUUCACCCUAA